Messenger RNA from Oxyura jamaicensis (ruddy duck), 1130 nucleotides. It is a transcript of the gene TEX47, whose product is annotated as testis expressed 47. The transcript is spliced from 7 exons. Gene Ontology annotation, molecular function: blue light photoreceptor activity; FAD binding. The record is from RefSeq and is a predicted model, not a curated record. Bases 201 to 1055 code for a protein of 284 amino acids. NCBI's taxonomy places the organism in Eukaryota, Metazoa, Chordata, Aves, Anseriformes, Anatidae.
CCCGGAGGGGGAACGCGGCCGGGCGGUGCCGUGCCUCGGCCUCGGCCUGCUGCUCGUGAGCUGCGCCGGCCGGGCCUGCGGCUGCUGAGACCCUUGUUACGAGAAGCGGGCUGCUCCCGGCCGGGACCGGCCCCAGCACGGGUCCGGAACCGGCCGCGCCGGCCGCUGAGGGGCCCCGGCCCCUGCCCCACGGCGCGGCCAUGGCGGCGGCCCAGCGGGACUCGGCGGAGCCCGCGGCCCCGGAGCGGCAGAACCUCCUGGCCCUGCGGCGGCUGCGGCGGCACGGCGAGGAGCAGGCCCGGCUCCCCCUGCACCGGCUGCUGGUGACGGCGCGGCUGCGCGAGGCGGCGGCAGAGGAGGAGGUGGCAGGUUAUCACAGAAGGCUGUUUGAAUAUGCCUCAAAAUACAACUCAAGAGAACCAGUCUCAGGUCUGCUACUUCUCUGUUCCAGCCACGUUCUUCAUGUAGUGGAGACUUGCAGCAGCACAAUACAUCUUAUCAUCCGAGAUCUAGCUUCUCUCCAAGAUCAAGGUCCCAGUGCUUUACUUCAGGACAUUAAAGUUGCAGUGGUAGCACAUAACAUCCCCACCAGACAGUUCCCAGACUGGUAUAUGACAGUGGUGACAUCUCCUGUGACACAUCCACAAGACACAACUGAGUCACAGCCUGUGGAAGGGACAGUUGCAGAGUGCCUUAAUCUCCUGUUCAGAGCAGCAGCCUGCACACCAAAACCUGUCGAGGAUGACAGCGAGGACGCAACCGACAGCCCGCAUGCUCUUGCACCCAAACUGCUGAUCCCAGCAGAGACAAUUAGCCGUUUGUGCAGAACUGAAGAAUGUGCAAGCCCAGGAGACUUCCUGAAAAUGUAUUUAAGUCCUUUACAACUUGCCCUGGAUUCAGGUACGCUGCACACGGUUUUACAGAUGGGCAUCCCAUUUACUCACAUGGCUGCAGUUCUGGCUCAUGCCCCUGAACUGGGAGGCAGAAGAGCUCGUUACGGGGCGGGAGCGGUGAGCCGCUACCAGCAGGCGCCUUCCCUCCCGAGGCGCACCUGAGCAGAGGGCAGGGGGCAGCCAGGCUCGUUCUGAUGCGGCAUCAAGGAGAGCGCAGCCAAAACGUGUGGAGCUUGU